This is a messenger RNA of Hippopotamus amphibius kiboko, 1536 nucleotides long. RefSeq names its product BTB domain containing 16 (gene BTBD16). The transcript has 15 exons. The coding region runs from base 1 to 1521 and encodes 506 amino acids. Lineage: Eukaryota; Metazoa; Chordata; Mammalia; Artiodactyla; Hippopotamidae. The record is from RefSeq and is a predicted model, not a curated record.
AUGAAAAUGCUGAAUCCGCACAAACCAGGCCUGGAACGCCGGAUCGUUGGCUCAACCAACCGCUGGCGUCUCCCCAGAGAGCCUUUUUUGGGGGACCUGCUGGCGCUUUCCCAGAUGUGCAAGGCUGUCAACGUAGACUUCGAUGAAGUUCUGAAGAACCCAGACAGGUUAUGCGUUUCACAAAUUCAGAAAAGUUUCCCUGAGAAAUUGAAGAAAAAGGCCAUCCAAAGUGGGGAGACAGAUGUGAUUCUCGAAUGUCUUGGCUUCAAAUGGGAACUCCAUCAGCCCCAGCUUUUUCAGUCUGAGACCCUGACCAAGCUUUACCUGAUGGCCUUGGCGCGGGGCAACACAAACUCUGAGAAGGAGCCUGAUAAGCUUCUGCAAGCUCAGUUGCCUGGGAAGAUCAAAGAACAACGCCCCGUAAGGAAGAUGAUCAUUUCCUUGAAGAUCAACGACCCUCUGGUCACCAAACCUGCCUUCGCCACGGCCCUGAAGAACCUCUAUAUGUGCGAGGUGAAGAUGAGCGUGGACGAGGUGCUGGGCGUGCUGGCUGCUGCCCGCAUUCUCCAGUUUGGCAGCCUGUUUCAAAGGUGUGUGACCAUGAUGAUGAACGGACUCACACCGAGCACCAUCAAGAACUUCUACCUGGCCGGCUGCAAGUACAAGGAAGAACCGCUCACCACUGCCUGCGAGAAGUGGAUGGAGAUGAACUUGGUCCCUCUGGUGGGAACACAGAUCCACCUCCGGAAAAUCCCGCAGGAGCUGCUCCACAAAGUGCUGAGGUCCCCCAGGUUGUUUACUUUUAGUGAGUUUCACCUCCUGAAAACACUCCUUUUGUGGGUCUACUUGCAACUAAACAACAAAACUCAGACAAUUCCAAUCUAUGAAACUGUGCUGACAUUUUUUAGCAGCUUCCCCAAGAAGUGUUCCUUUCUGGACCAGGACGUGGGGCAGACCUUCAUGCCGCUCUUCCUUUGCCUGCGUCUGCAUGGCAUCACCAAAGGCAAGGAUCUGGAGGAGCUAAGGCACAUAAACUUCUUCCCUGAAUCCUGGCUGGUUCGGGUUACAGCCAACCAUUACCACGCGCUGGAGAAUGGGGGCGACAUGGCCCACGUGAAAGAUCUUACCACCCAGGGGAUGAGAUUCGGGCUGCUCUUUAACCAGGAGUAUACGACACAUUCAGAAGUGAUUGCCGUAUAUGGAUUCUUCUUUGAGAUAAAGGGAAUCAAACAUGAUACUACCUCGUACAGUUUUCACAUGCAGAGAAUAAGGCACACAGACUUGGAAUUCGCCUCCUCGGUCUACGAGCACAGCCCCGUCAGCCUGAGAGCAGAGCGCUUGGUGACUUACGAGAUCAGAGCCCAGACCCUGGUGGGCGGCAAGUGGCAAGAAUUCAGGACAAACCAGAUCACGCAAAAGUUUGGGUUGGUCAAGCCAUCCUGCAAAAGCCACGCCUUGAAAAUCCAAACUGUGGGCAUCCCAAUCUAUGCAAGUUUUUCAUUCGUCUUCUCAUUAUCUUAACAGUUUUCAGAAGAA